AUGGGGGAGGGUGGCCCAGGCAUGGAGGAGGGUGGCCCAGGCAUGGAGGAGGGUGGGCCAGGCAUGGAGGAGGGUGGGCCAGGCAUGGGGGAGGGUGGCCCAGGCAUGGAGGAGGGUGGGCCAGGCAUGGGGGAGGGUGGGCCAGGCAUGGGGGAGGGUGGCCCAGGCAUGGAGGAGGAUGGGCCAGGCAUGGGGGAGGGUGGCCCAGGCAUGGAGGAGGGUGGGCCAGGCAUGGGGGAGGGUGGCCCAGGCAUGGGGGAGGGUGGCCCAGGCAUGGAGGAGGGUGGGCCAGGCAUGGGGGAGGGUGGCCCAGGCAUGGGGGAGGGUGGCCCAGGCAUGGGGGAGGCAGGGCUUCUUAUAGGGCUUGAGUGCCACACAGACGAGUGCCUCAGAGACGAGUGCCACAGAGACGAGUGCCACAGACGAGUGCCACAGACGAGUGCCACACAGACGAGUGCCACACAGACGAGUGCCUCAGAGACGAGUGCCCCAGAGACGAGUGCCACAGACGAGUGCGUGCUUCUAAGCGUGCAGGAGAGGGUGCACUCAGCGGACGCCGUCAAGGAUAACUGA
Messenger RNA from Procambarus clarkii (red swamp crayfish), 573 nucleotides. The record is from RefSeq and is a predicted model, not a curated record. Lineage: Eukaryota; Metazoa; Arthropoda; Malacostraca; Decapoda; Cambaridae.